AUGCCCCAGAAUAAAGCUCAGUACACAGUUUCACUUUUCAACUUCUGGAGCCACCCCACCACAGCACAAUUGGAAGUUGAGUCGAACAAUGCUCUCGAGGGGACGGAUGUGAUUCUGCAUAUCCACCAGAGGCCUCCCAAUGCAGAAUACUUCCUGUGGUUCAGGGGAACAACCAUUGACAACAAUAGUAAUAUUGCAUAUCUUGUAGUAAAGACAGGAAGCCUUAUAAGAGGUCCUCCAGGUGGACAAGCGAGAGUAGAGGAUGAUGGGUCCUUGUUGUUAAAGAAUGUCACCAUGGAAGACUCAGGAACCUACACCUUAAUGGUCCUACUACAGCACUGCCGAAAAAUAAUAGAACAUGGACAGCUUACUGUUUACCUGCCUGUGAGUGUGCCCACCCUCCACGCCAGCCAAAACACAGUCAUAGAGAAUAUGGACCCUGUGGUCCUGACCUGCAACACAAACAGUGAUGACAUCGAGUGGCUUUUCAAUGGUGUAAGUCUGCCGCUCACAGAGAGAAGGAAGAUGUCACUUGACAUGAGAACCCUCACCAUAUACCCUGUCCUGAGAUGGGAUGCUGGUGUUUACCGCUGUAAAGCCUCUAACCCCAGAAGUUCUGGCACAAGUGCUCCGCUUCGGCUGAAUGUGAAAGUUUGGUGA
Messenger RNA from Phyllostomus hastatus (greater spear-nosed bat), 660 nucleotides. RefSeq names its product carcinoembryonic antigen-related cell adhesion molecule 1-like. Lineage: Eukaryota; Metazoa; Chordata; Mammalia; Chiroptera; Phyllostomidae. The record is from RefSeq and is a predicted model, not a curated record. The coding region runs from base 1 to 660 and encodes 219 amino acids. The transcript is spliced from 3 exons.